CAGCACGCGCGCGGACCUCCCCCGCCAACGGCUCGGGCCCGGCACAGGCGGGGGGAAGGGGCGGGGCUUGCCCUGACCACGUGACGCUGCCGCGGAGGCCCCAGCCAAUAGGAGCGCGCGGAGGCUCCGGGCGGGUUUCAGAUGCAGUCUGAGUCUGAGAAGUAUGAAGAAGAGAUGCCUUCUCUGCACUGGGGUAUAGAUCCUGUAUUUUCUGCAUUUGCAAGACUCUAUAUUAAAGAUAUUACAGAAAUGAGAGAAUCUGUACAGGUGCCAGGUAUAUUCUUUUAUAAUGGACAUCCAAUAAGACAGGUGGAUGUUGUUGGGAUAGUGGUUCAAAAGAAGGAGCGAGAUGCCUUUUAUAAUUGUGGAGUGGAUGAUAGUACUGGAGUUAUAAAUUGUGUCUGCUGGAAAAAUCCCAUGCUAGCAGAACCACCUUUAUCAGGUCAUCCAAGCACAACCAGCAGUCUCAGUGUGUUUGAACAGCUGAAGAAACUCCAAGAAACAGUAAGCCAGAAAACCAAGCUGGAGAUUGGAGAUGUUGUCAGAGUCAGAGGUCACAUCCGAACCUAUAGGCAACAAAGACAAAUUCAGGCUUCAUGUUUUUAUAAAGUGGAUGAUCCUGUGUGUGAUGUCCAGAUUUCGAGAAUGCUGGAGCUCCCCUGUCUCUAUAGAGAAGUUUAUGAUAAACCUUUCAAGGGCCCUGAGGAAAUACAGAGUGGCCUGGAGGGUCAGAAUUUCUCAGUCCAUAUGCUGCAUGAGAAAGUGCAAGGCUUUCUAUUAGAAAACAAAAUUCAGACCUUUUACCAGCAGGAGUUGGAGACAGUUGAUUCUCUGGUGUCUUUGAUGGGUGUGCAUCUACGAAGGCCCAGCUGUGAGGAGGUGAAGUCAGAAAGUAGCUCCAGUUCCAAAAGGAUUCACAGUGCUUUUAAGGAAGCAAUAAAGAUGCUACAAGAAAAAGGAGUGGUUUUCCAGAAACCUAGCAGCUCCAAGGACUUAUACUAUGUGACUGACCAUGAUAAGGAGCUGUUUAAAGUGACCCUUGAUGUGAUUAAAGAAGACUGUCGAAAACCCAGGCAUGCUGAAAAAGGCUGCCAUUUCCUUCAUGUCCUGAGCUGUGUUCAGCAGAGCUACAACCCCUCUCUGCCUGAAGUGGUGAUGCACCGUGUCUUGGAACUACUGGAGAGUAACAGUGAUAUUGUCAGCACUAUGGAAGGAUAUUUUAUGGUAUUUUAAAGAGAAAAGAUAAGAAAGAGAGGUUGAGAGACUGUGACAAGCUGUAAUUAUCUAGUGUGAUCUAGAUAGUGGAUAAAAAAGAGCCUUUUGAUUCUCUAAAUUCUAUUUUUGUCCAGCUUCAGAGAAAUUGUUCAAAUACUUGUUUUAAUAUUCUUCCUGACUUUCUUGCUAUUCCUAGUGAAAGUGGUAUCAAACUGAUUCUGGGCAUUCUAAUCUAGCAGGGAAACUGAAAAAUAAGUUGUGUUCUUGGAGUAGGAUGAGACAUUGACCAUCCACACAUCUGCAUCCUUUGGCCUAAAGAAAAAUUACUGUUAAAGAUCACUGUUUACAGCAGUGGUCAUCUCAGGAGAUAUUUUUCUGGCUUAAGGACUAAUCUUGCUAGGUUUCAUGUGGUAAUAGCUGUGGAUUUUUCUAUGUGAACUUGGUAACAUCCAGAGAAAGGACACACAAACAGAAGGAUUUGCCUGUCCUUCCUGGCAGUGCUGGUGCAUCUCUGUCUGUGAAGAUGUGUUCCUCAAUCUGGGCAGCUUUCUCACUACUAAAGCAAUCCUCACCAUUCUCUGUAAAGUAAUAUUCAGGAAUGGGGUCCUGCAUCCCUUCCCCAUCCUGCAGUCUUGCCCACUGGUUGUCAAGCAUGUCUGCAUUCCUCUGCAUUCCCAUCUAUGCUACUGAUGCCUGUUGCUGCAAUUUCUCUUCAGACCAGAAUUCUCAAAAUCAGCUACUGUUUUGCUGUUUCAGUUGCUUUUAAUAUCACAAAUGGUAAAAAAUAAAUUAGAUGCUUUGGAAAAGAAAAUACAGAAGCCAUUGAGACCCACUGUAAUCUCCUCUGCCUGUUGCUUUUUGUGUCUUUUAUUCUUUGUCACUUUUGUGGUAAAAUACUACCCGUAUUUGUGCUUGCAGAAGAACACAAGGCAUAGAUGAAACAGUGUUGGCCUAAAGAAGGUCACCAUGCAAGAUGUUUGAUCUGGAAUAAUUAUAACUGUUAUGUGCAACAGUUAAAAAACAAAGUUGUUCAAUAUUUAUGCUUAGAGAGGGCUUGCUGCUGCAGGGGCUUGUCUGUUUAAUUAAUCUGUUUAAUUUAUGGUGUGGAGGUGAGACCUUUAACUUGAAAAGAGUACAAAAGAUUGAAUUUAUCCUUUUUUCCUCUGCACCUUCCCUGUAACAGUUGAAACAGCAGACUCCCUGGAGGCAGCUGUAGUGGUAAAGCCCUAUAUAAGGAUUGACAUAGCAGGGAAAAAUAAACCAUAUGCAUGAGGAAAGCCAGUGAGUAGCCCCAUGUGUGCCAGCUCUCUGGUUUGUUAUAUUAUCUGCCUCACUCCAAGCCCUGGCUGCAGUGAGAUAUAGGCUAAAAGAAAGGCUUGACAAAAUAUUUGGCAUUUGCAUUCAGAGGCCCGUGGAAAACUCUGGCCUUAAAGUGAUGGUAAGUUUGUUCGUAGUAGGGAGUUGCGGGUGAAUCAUUCAUUUGCUGUGUGUUCCUUACUUGCUGCAGGACUCAGGAGUUGCUUUCCUCACAGAUUUCCCUACUCCUCACAUUGCUGCUCUUCUCUGAGUCAGGUACCUUCUAGUCAUGUCUUUAAUAUGGGCCCUGAACAGGUGCUGAAGGGAGGUACCUGUGCAGAGGGAAAUAGAAGAGGAUUAAGGAAGAGUUGUAGAGUGUUUGUUCCCUAUUCCCUCCCCAUGCCCUGAAUAUCUCUGUAAAUCAGGGAAAGAAGGCAGAUGCUGAGUGAAGUGCUACUGAGGGGAGUUGAAACUUUAAUUUAUGCCUAUGAGAAGAUCUGGUUGGCCACUGGGGAGAUUUGCUUUUAAAUUCCUGCUCUGAUUGUUGAUGACUUUGAAGUAUGCUUAAAAACAAGGCUAUCUGUGGAAGAAGUAGCUUGGAAUAUGGAUCCCUAAAUUCAAAUUCACUUCAGGAAUUGCCCACAAUCAAGCAGUACAUAUAGAUAAGUUGCUUAUUUGGAAUGAAUUUGAGGAUAUUUUAAAGGAAAGUAUGAGGUGUUUCAGACCAUUUGGAAGAGCAUGUCAUCUAAUUUACGAGGCUGUCUUGGCCAUUUUCUUGAAACGUUCUGUAUUAGCAGAAGCUUAUUUUGCUGGGAAAGGGUUAAAGGAACAGUGCUAGCUCAAUGGGAAAGGUGAUCUCCUCUCUUAAGUUAGAAGAAAGACCCUGGUUCUCCUGAGGAUGACUGCUGAGUGUGUGGGCUGGAUGAGUUCAGUGAGAAAAAGAGAGUUUGGAGAUCAUGUUGCUCUUUAGGAUCUCUUUAAAAUAAAUUCAUACCAAAAUAGGAUUACAUCUUUGGCUUUGCAGUUUGCAUAGUUACACAUGCAAAUUCUGUUUCCUCCAACUCUGAGGCUACACUUACUGUAUUUUAGAUGUGCUUCUUUGUGUAAAGUUUGCCUAAAAUCUCUGUCCACUGAUUUUCUAUGCUUGGAGGUAGAAGGGACAGACACUUGUAUGUGCAUCAGUCGUGCCCCUGUUGCAGUUCAAAAGCACUGAACAACUGCAAAGCCUUGGAGAUGAGGUGGAAGGAACUUAUCUCAGGAAACAUGGGUAAGUUAUUCUGCAAAAAAACCUGUCCCUGGAAGUUUUUAAGUUGAUCCUUGCUGGGAGUGCUCAACUUCUGUGAUGGAGGGUGUGUUCUGAUGGUGUUUGUUCCCUAAGAACAGGAAAAAGAGAUUUUUCUCAGAUGAGUUGUCUCAGGGAAGUAAGAUGAAUAAACACAAGGGAGCCUAUAGUUUUUACAAGAGUGAAAGGUUAAGCUGAAGUUAAUGGAGGAGCCUAGAUUUAAGCUACACAGAUUCUGACUGUCUCUGCAGAAUAGUUGUGUCUUAAGCUUGCAUGCUUUAUUUUUUCCACAGUAGCCACCCAGCCCAUGUUAACACUUACUCUGGUUGAGAGCAUUCCCUCUUGCACCUACAGGGAAUACAAGAUGCAUGUGCCUGCACAGCAGUGCCCCGAGGAGCUGUGGGAGCACAGAGCUCACUGUAGGCUGAUUUACCCAUUCACUCAGUAUCUCUACAGUGUGCUUCUGUGACAGCAGUCUAGACAUACCCAUGUUGGUAUAAGUCACCUUUAUGUGAGUCAAACUACACACACUAGGGCUUUUACUGCAAAUAAACUGUCUCUCUGUUUAAAGAUCAUAUCCUUAACCAACAGAGUCAUAUCAUGCACACUGUUAAAAUUCUUAGACCACACCUAUGAAAUAUUGUGCAGAACAUUCAGUGAAAGCAUGCUUUCUUGUUUUGUUUAAUUUGAAAACUCAUUAGGCAACACAAUUAUUGCUGGUUUAUUAAAGGACUUAGAAGGUGGCACUUUAAUGUAAGACUGACAAGUGAGAAUUCAUGUUGUAGAACUCCUUCAUGGCCAGUUCCAGUUUCCAUAGCAACAGUUACGGCAGUAAAAUGUAGGUAAGGAAAAUUGAAUUUUUAAAAGCAGUUGGCAUUUCUACAUUACCUUUCAAAGGUAAGUUUCCAUAGAAAUGCAGCACCUCAGAACAAAAAUUACGUAAGAACCUCAAGAUUCUAUUCUAGCAAAAUGCACGGUAAUUGCUUUUCUGGUGAGGAAAAAAGGAACAGUUUUGCUUUCAGUCCCUGCCCUCUGCUUAUGUGAGAGUAGAAAUUAGGUUGCUUCAUAUCUCAGUUUCCCCCUUCAGUAAAUUGGGAAUAAUACAACUCCCUGUGUAGGUCAUAAGCCUCAAUUUUUUUGUAGUCCUAGUCAUUAAAAGCUCUAUGGGAGCUAUUAGAGAAGAACUGUAUGGCUGUGUGGGACAGAGUGAAUGGAUGCUGGAGUGGAACUUAGGAAAAGUUGUUCUUCUGUUAGUAUUAAUAGCUUUGUAUUUUUCUGCCUUUUUUUCCCAUGCAUAUUGUUUUGCUUGUCUUGUCAUCUUUCUCUCCAAGGCCUAUGGGGCAAUGAUGGUCUCCCUGUUUUUAUUUAUAUCAUAUUUUUUUCUGGAAUCCUGUUUCCUCUUAUGACUUCUUAGAUGACUUCAUAAAAAUAGAAAUCCAGAUAUAUGAGUUCUGAGUAUUCGUGUUCUGAAAUCUUUGGAUUGUAAAUUUGGACCCACAAGGGCCAUGCAUUUUAUACAACCUGCCUGGGAAAUGAACUUUACUUUCAAAAUAAUAAAUGACCAAGUUAAA
Messenger RNA from Onychostruthus taczanowskii (white-rumped snowfinch), 5364 nucleotides. It is a transcript of the gene STN1, whose product is annotated as STN1 subunit of CST complex. The coding region runs from base 142 to 1233 and encodes 363 amino acids. NCBI's taxonomy places the organism in Eukaryota, Metazoa, Chordata, Aves, Passeriformes, Passeridae. Gene Ontology annotation, molecular function: single-stranded telomeric DNA binding. Gene Ontology annotation, biological process: DNA replication; nucleotide-excision repair; telomere capping. Gene Ontology annotation, cellular component: site of double-strand break; CST complex; DNA replication factor A complex. The record is from RefSeq and is a predicted model, not a curated record. The transcript is spliced from 10 exons.